AUGUCCCUUGCAUCUACACAGUUUCAAUCAGAUACCGACAGCUUCUUCACCACUGAUGAUCAAGUGAACGAUAGUCACCUUCACAACAUCAAUCACAACAAAACCCAUAGUAUCACUGCUGCUACUGCUACUACUGAUGAUUCCCAUUACAACAACGAUAACAAUGACGAUUCGGACUAUUUUAUCCCGUCAAUGGAAGAGUUUUGUAUGCACAGUACUUCAAUAUAUACACCAACAAAUAGUCCAUGGUACCAUCCUAAUCAAAAUGGGGGUGAUAAGGACAAUGGCAUUGUUGGUGAUGUUUAUAACCACCAAUUGUCCAACUUAUUUUGUACGCCAAGAUCUAUUGUUACUAUUCAAUCAAUUGAAUCUGCUAUUGAUAAUAUUCCUAUUGCGUUGAAGCCAAACAUAUGGGCUGAUGAAUUUCCAUCUGUUGCUUCACAAUGCCAAAGGGAUGGUAAAGAACAAGAGUUGCGAUUUCAUUUGGAACAACAUCACAAAUUUCAAAGACAACUUCAAAUGCAACAAGAGCAACACCAACAGGACCAACUAUUACAGAAACAGCUACAGCUUGAUUUAUUUACUCAAAAAUACUAUAGCUAUGCAUCCAUGAAUAAAAGUGAAGCUGUGUGUCAAUCAAUUUCAGAUGCUAAAGCUGACACCUUUAGCUCUUUGCACCAACUUGAAUCACCAUUGCUUGGUCAGUGUUCAACAUUUGUUCCACCUAGAUAUACCCAACAACAAUGCUUGACCUUUAGAACUUAUAGUGGCUCGUUAUUCACCGUGCCUUCAAAAUCAAGAUUCUUUGUCAUCAAAUCAUACAAUAUCCUUGACGUUAAUGCUUCUUUUGAACACAAAAUUUGGACGUCAACAGAAUUAGGAAACAAGAGAUUAGAUAAAGCUUUCCACGAACUACAAAUUACCAGUGACCCUGAUUUGGACGGCAAGAUUUUCUUAUUCUUUCUGGUUAAUUCACUGGGUAAAUUUUGCGGGGUUUCACAAAUGCGAAAUUGCAUCGAUUAUAACAAGACGAGUGAUGUCUGGUGUGAGCAAACUAGGUGGAAAGGGAUCUUCCCCGUCGAAUGGCUAUUAAUUAAAGAUGUUCCUAAUAAGUUUUUCCAACAUUUAAAAGUUCCUGCUAAUGAGUUUAAACCGGUGACCAAUUCAAGAGAUACACAAGAGAUUCCAUAUGAUAUUGGUAUCUCCAUGCUUAAAAUUAUUAGUUCUUUUAGAAGUAACGAGUGA
This is a messenger RNA of Lodderomyces orthopsilosis Co 90-125, 1245 nucleotides long. RefSeq names its product mRNA-binding phosphate metabolism regulator. NCBI's taxonomy places the organism in Eukaryota, Fungi, Ascomycota, Pichiomycetes, Serinales, Debaryomycetaceae. Bases 1 to 1245 code for a protein of 414 amino acids. Gene Ontology annotation, biological process: mRNA destabilization. The record is from RefSeq and is a predicted model, not a curated record. Gene Ontology annotation, cellular component: cytoplasm. The transcript has a single exon. Gene Ontology annotation, molecular function: mRNA binding; N6-methyladenosine-containing RNA reader activity.